Messenger RNA from Sparassis crispa, 756 nucleotides. RefSeq names its product Protein GMH1 homolog. The coding region runs from base 1 to 756 and encodes 251 amino acids. Gene Ontology annotation, cellular component: Golgi membrane. The record is from RefSeq and is a predicted model, not a curated record. The transcript has 8 exons. Lineage: Eukaryota; Fungi; Basidiomycota; Agaricomycetes; Polyporales; Sparassidaceae.
AUGAGCUCGCCGACCUCUCCAUACGUGAAUGGAUCGUCGAGACCUGCACAACCUGCGUCGACCCGAGUACCGGUCAUAUUCAGACGGCUGCUGCGAUUCCAGCAAAUGGACUUCGAACUGGCAGCCUGGCAGUUGACGUACUUAUGUUUGGCUCCCAAAAGAGUCUACAGGAAUGUCUAUUUCCAUAAACAGACCAAGAAUACGUGGGCGAGAGAUGACCCUGCCAUCUUGAUCCUACUCGCUGCGUGUCUCUUUGUAUCUGCCAUUGCAUGGUCUGUGGUGUACUCUUACACCCCGCUCCAAGCUAUCCGAUUGGCGUUUCUGAUGAUUUUCCGAGAUUACCUGCUUGUCGGAGUCGCCGUGGCGACAGUACUAUGGUUCUUGUCGAAUCGUCUUCUGUUGUCUCCACCAUCGCAUUCGACGCCUGCAGAUUCUGCGGUAGAAUGGGCAUAUGCAUUCGAUGUUCACACGAAUGCAUUCUUCCCGCUCUAUCUCACUCUGUACUUUGCGCAACUCUUUCUUGUGCCGAUCGUUCUUAAGAGCAACUGGGUCUGUCUCUUCGUUUCUAAUACGCUAUACCUAGCAGCGUUUGCGCAGUAUAUUUAUGGUGUCUACCUGGGGCUCAGUGCCUUACCGUUCCUCGCCCAUUCACAACUGCUCUUGGCGCCAUUGCUGCCUCUAUUCACGGGAUAUAUUGUGUCCCUCUUGGGCUUCAAUAUCGCAAAACAUGUACUGCCAAUCUAUUUUGGCUCAUGA